Blumeria graminis f. sp. triticale is the source of this 1044-nucleotide messenger RNA. The record is from the annotation of a GenBank genome assembly. NCBI's taxonomy places the organism in Eukaryota, Fungi, Ascomycota, Leotiomycetes, Helotiales, Erysiphaceae.
AUGAAAGACCAAGCUGGUGUAGCCCCACCAGAGAUUGUCUCACUGGAAGAAACUUCAUUUCCUUCAAUAAAACCAAAUAUUUUAUCAUCUGGUGCAUCCUAUGUACACUUUUCAGAUGUGCCACCCUAUCUCCUAGGCGACGAGACUUUACAAAAGUAUGAAUCACUGUCAAGCCUGGGUCCAGAAUGUAUGUUAGGAAUCGAUGAAGCCGGUCGUGGACCAGUCCUAGGACCCAUGGUGUACGGAAUUUUUUACUUGCCUUUGACACUUUCAGACUCAUUACUACGAAAAAAACACCGAUUUGAUGACUCAAAAGUAUUAACUCCAACUUUUCGUCUCAAUCUGAUGCGUCAAAUAUGUACACCUGAAACGGACUUGUUCCGCCAAUGCGGAUGGGCUGUUGACGUAAUUUCUGCACAAGAUAUUAGUUCAAACAUGUUUAAGCCAACGGGAGCUUACAAUCUGAAUGCCCAAGCUAUGGAUGCGACGAUUUCCUUAAUAAAGGGCGUUUACGAGAGAGGAGUUAAUGUUAAAGAGAUCUAUAUUGACACAAUUGGAAAUCCCGAGACAUACCAGAAAAAACUGGAAAAGAUUUUUCCUACCGCAAAUAUUACUGUUGCUAAAAAAGCAGACAGUCUUUACCCCUGUGUUAGCGCAGCCAGUGUAUGUGCAAAAGUAACAAGAGAUGUUGCACUAGAGGUUCUCUACAAUAACUUUAUAAUGGGUAAGGCAGGAGAAAAUGCAAUAACUAAUGAGGCCGAAUUGUCUUGGGGAUCAGGUUAUCCAUCGGAUGCGAAGUGUACUUCAUGGUUAAAAAAAAAUAUUCACCCAGUAUUUGGCUGGGGCAACGAAUGUCGAUUUAGCUGGGGAACUGUUAAAGAUCUAUUAGAUCAGAAAAGCUUGGCCGUGAAGGUUGACUGGCCCGAUGAACCGGAGGAGUUAGAUACGAGUCGAUUGACUGACUACUUUAAUAAUACGAAUGGGAAAGAUACGGAUGAGUUGGCAACAUGGUUUGGGACACCUGUUGGAACAGAGUUUUUCUGA